CUCAAGUGAGAAUUUUGGUUUUAGUCAAUCCAUGUUUUGUUUUUUUUGCAAAUGCAAGAGAUCAACCGGGCAAAAUGAAACUAUAUUGCUUAUCGGACCAUCCUAAUGCGCCAUGCCUACUGCUGACCUUCAAGAGCACAACCAUUCUCCUGGACUGUGGUUUGGAUCUGACAUCACUCCAGCAUUUUCUUCCUUUAACUCUAGUUCCAAGUGCUCGUUUGAAUUCACUACCACCAUGGACAGUGACCGGAGAUAUCUCAACGCAACUCAAAGACGACUUGAAAAAAGAACUUAAGGAAUGCAGUGGGCGAGUCUUUGUGGACAGUUCACCAGAAGUCUGCUUGCCAGAGCUGGGGAUUGUGGAUUUCUCAACCGUCGAUGCCAUUCUGGUGUCUAACUACCAUUGUAUGUUGGCUCUGCCCUUCAUUACAGAGUAUACUGGUUUCAAGGGUAGAGUGUACUGCACAGAUCCAACUCAGCAGACAGGCAGACAGCUAAUGGAAGAGUUUGUGGAAUACAUGGAGCGAGUGCCAAGAGCAAAGACUGCCGUAAAUUGGAAGAAGCCGUCUGUCUUGAAGAUGCUGCCUGCUCCACUCAGAGACAUCGCCUGGGCAACGUCGUUGAGAAGAUGCUACACCACACACGACAUCAACUCAUGUAUGUCUAAAGUCAGGGUGACAGCCUUCUCAGAAAAGCUGAAUUUGUUUGGUUCUCUGAUGGUGUCGCCCCACAGCUCUGGUUACUGCCUCGGAAGCUGUAACUGGGUCAUCAAGUCCGAUUAUGAAAAGGUUUGCUACGUCUCUAGUUCCUCGUUCCUGACCACCCACUCCAUCCCUAUCCUCCAAGAACCGUUGAAGAACAGCGACCUACUCCUACUGACCGGCAUCACGCAGACACCCGCUCACAAUCCAGACAGUAUGCUGGGAGAAUUCUGUAGCAAUCUCACCGUAACAAUCAAGAAUGGAGGGAACGUCUUGGUUCCCUGCUACCCAUCAGGCAUCAUCUAUGACUUGUUUGAAUGUCUGUCUGGAUACAUGGACUCCGUCGGGCUGACGCAAGUCCCGAUGUUCUUUGUGUCGCCGGUCGCUGAUAGCUCCUUGGCUUAUUCACAGAUAUUCUCUGAAUGGCUUUGUGCCCAGAAGCAGUCAAAAGUGUUCCUCCCCGAACCGCCGUUUCCUCACGCUGAGUUGAUCAAGAGUGGCCGACUGAAACACUUCUCAACCAUACAUGGUGAUUUCAGCAGUCACUUCAAGACGCCUUGCGUCGUCUUCACUGGUCACCCAUCUCUGCGUCUCGGUGAUGCUGUUCACUUCAUGGAGCUAUGGGGCAAAUCCAGCAGCAAUACCGUCAUCUUCAUCGAGCCGAAUUUCUCCUAUCUGGAUGCCUUGGCUCCCUACCAGCCCCUGGCCAUGAAGGCUUGCUACUGCCCCAUUGAUACGGCCAUCAGCUUCCCUCAAGCGACCAAGAUGAUCAAAGAACUCAAGCCACUACAUGUUGUCCUGCCUGAAUGCUACCUCACCCCACCGACCUCACAACCCCUCAGGACUGAUCUCGUCGUGGAAGCGGAGGUUGCCCCUACUCCGUACAAGCGAGGCAGCGUCUUGCAUCUACCAAUCAAACGGAGGCUGGAGAGGAUAGAAAUCACGCCAGAGCUUGCUGGAUCCUUGGCACCCAUAGAAGUCAAGCCAGGCGUGUUUGUGUCUACAGUCACAGGGACCAUAACUGCCCGAGAUAAUAAAUAUAUACUACAGGAGGCGCCGAAACAGGCCCUGCCUAGCACGCCCUCCUCUCAGCCAAUCAGAAAGCGGAAGAGAGAAGACGACGGGGGUGUGUCAGAAACCGCCCACCCCAAGCAGUAUGUCUACGGCAAUCUUGAAGUGGAGGAACUUGUACAGGCAUUAGCGAAGAAUGGAAUCACCGAUGUGAAAGUGGAGGACACAGCAUCUGGCCAUAUCAUUCAUUUGCAAACGGAAGAUACCAUUAUCCAGCUGGAGGAGGGUUCCACCCAUAUCUUUUGUGAGGGGAACGAACCUUUGCGGAGGAAGCUUCGAGACACCCUUAUUGCCUGCUUGCCAAGUUUUUGAGGUCAGAAUCAAGAUCAUGAAAAAAACGUGAGCCUCAAAUCAAAUUAAGGGAGGCGGGACCACGCCCCCUCCAACACAACUUUUUUUGAGUGGCCAGGGUUCGAUUCCCAGCUGCGACCAUAUGUGAGUAGAGUUGUGCGUUGGUUUUCUCCUGGGACCUCUGAAUUUCCUCCAUCCGGAAAAAUCAAUCACUUUUGAUCUCAAGCUGUGCUCCGUGGUCAUCUAUGGGUGGUAUGGUGGCAGCCAUAGGCGCCUUUACAUGCCUGUGGCUCAACCACAUUGUAGCCGCGUCCUUCGCAAUUCAGCUUCUCAGCUUCGAGUAAGGAUGAUAAGCCUCUCAAAUUUUUAUUAUUAUUAUUUUUCCCCAAUAUUUAUUAUGAAUUAAUUUUAUUUUGUAUAUUUGCCCAUACAUUAUACAAAAAAAAUGCACCUUAUUUACCUAAAUAUAUUUCCAAGCCACAGAAGAAGACGAGACAUUUCCGUGCCUGACAACAGAAAUGCUUCAAGAAUGAAUUGAUUUAACUGAAAACCUACUUCAUAAGUACUGAAAAUUCCAAUUAUUCAAUUAGAAAUAUUGCAAACGUUUGUUAUUUUUAUAUUAAAAAAUUAGUAAUUUUUUCAGCUCAGCACCCCAUACUUGACCUCUGCAUAAGUUGACCUCAAGCCCUAAAGCAUCCGAAAGCAAACUUCCUGUACAUUAUUUCUUUAAUGGAAUUCAGGCCUUGGUGUGAUAAAAGAAAGCUUCUUUUUAUGGAAAGCAAAA
Molecule: messenger RNA, 2847 nt
Organism: Patiria miniata (bat star)
Lineage: Eukaryota; Metazoa; Echinodermata; Asteroidea; Valvatida; Asterinidae
Gene: ints9
Product: integrator complex subunit 9-like
Exons: 19
Coding region: 75-2084 (669 amino acids)
Biological process (GO): snRNA processing
Cellular component (GO): integrator complex
Source: RefSeq, a predicted model, not a curated record